AUGCCCAAGAACACCAUAAGCCGAGGAAGAGAGACGUGCGAUGCAUUAAUGGGAUCACUUGUUCGCGAAGAGGGGCAUAUUUAUUCAUUAGCCGCCUCUGGUGAUUUUUUGUAUACGGGAUCAGAUAGCAAAAACAUCAGAGUUUGGAGAAAACAGAAGGAGUUUUCCGGGUUCAAAUCCAACAGUGGGUUGGUGAAAACUAUAGUGAUUUCCAGCGAGAAGAUCUUUACAGGACAUCAAGAUGGGAAAAUUCGUGUAUGGAGGAAUUCUCCAAAGAAUCCAGGAACACACAAACGUAUAGGAUCACUCCCAAAUUUGAAAGAUUGUGUUAAGAGCUCCAUGAAACCAAGCAACUACAUUGAAGUAAGGCGCCAUCGCAACGUGUUAUGGCUAAGGCAUUUUGACGCUAUCUCUUCUCUUAGCUUGAGCGAAGAUGAAUCUCUUCUUUAUUCCGCUUCAUGGGACAAGACGCUUAAGGUGUGGAGAAUUGCAGAUUCAAAGUGUUUGGAAUCAAUCAACGCUCACGAUGACGCGGUUAACGCCGUCGUUGCUGGGUUUGAUGGGUUGGUUUUCACAGGUUCAGCCGAUGGAACCGUGAAAGUUUGGAGAAGAGAAUAUCAAGGGAAAGGAACCAAACACUUUUUCUCACAGACAUUGUUGAAACAAGAAUGUGCUGCUACAACUUUAGUUGUUAACUCCAACUCUACCGUCCUUUACUGUGGUUCAUCAGAUGGGUCGUUAAACUACUGGGAACGUGAAAAGCAACUCUCUCAUGGUGGCGUGUUGAGAGGACACAGGCUAGCAAUUUUAUGCCUGGCCACGGCAGGAAAUCUCGUGUUUAGUGGAUCGGCCGACAUGGGUAUAUGCAUAUGGAAGAGAAUGGAGAGCGGAGAACAUUUAUACGUCUCCAUGUUGACCGGCCAUUCUGGACCAGUCAAAUGCUUAGCCAUAGUGAAGGAGAAUGAAAUAGUUUCCAGCGAUAAGACUUGGGUAUUGUACAGUGGCAGUCUAGACAAGUCUAUCAAGAUUUGGCGUGUAUCAGAGCAAGGAUCGGCGAUGAUGCAGAAUCAACGACAAUAUACAUCCGAUAGCUGCCAUGGAGCUCCGACAUUGCCGCAGGCUACUAGCUUCUCUUCUCGGGGAGGAGGCGGACAAAGUCAGAGAAGGCACUAG
Carica papaya (papaya) is the source of this 1173-nucleotide messenger RNA. RefSeq names its product Transducin/WD40 repeat-like superfamily protein. Gene Ontology annotation, molecular function: protein binding. Lineage: Eukaryota; Viridiplantae; Streptophyta; Magnoliopsida; Brassicales; Caricaceae. The record is from RefSeq and is a predicted model, not a curated record.